AUGAGCAAUUUAAAUUAAAAAAAUUGCGUUCAUCACAAUAGAGAAUUAACAUAUUUCUGUGAAUCAUGUGAAGAACCAAUCUGCAAGCUUUGUACUACCUUGGGACCGCAUAAUUACACGGUAUGUCAAUAAGGAAUGAAUUUAGUUACAUCGAAUUAAUUCAUUGUAAGAGGCUUUUAAGAUGAGAGUUGAACAUAUAAAAUAAGAAAUAUUGCAUAAUAUUUUACCAAAGAGAGACGAAAUAUUUGCUUAGAUAAAUAGAAUUGAAUAUAGAAUUCAAGAGAUCAAAUAUGUCAAAAAUAUAAUUGAGCGAGAUUGCAGAGCUGAGAUGAAUGGAAUAGAGGACCGCCUUAAUUAAGCAGAAUAAAUGAAAUAAACAAUUCUACAACAUUAAAUAUCAGUGAUAUAAUCGUAAGCAUUCUAGUAUAUUGGAUUUUAGAGAUUUGGAUGAAAUGAAUGACUUGGCAAUUUAGUUUUUUAAUUUGACAAAAAAGAAUGAUUACCUUGAAUUUCUAUUUGAUAGCUAGAGUCUAUUAGAUAGGAUUGAGUUUUUGAUUGCAAAACCUUAUAACAAAGGAAUAGAUGAGAUUCCGGAUGAUUUACCUAGAGAAUUAACUGACUUAAGAUUACUACUAGGAAAGAUGGAGGGACAAUAGUAAAUGCUUGAGGUUCUGAAUGAGAUUAUAUGGAGAAUGAUAAACGAAAGAAAGCAAGAAGAGGAAUUGUCUUAAUAAAUAUUAAGAAGACACUCUGAGAAUGAAAUUAAAGAGUGGCAAAAGUUGGUAGAAUUCUUUACUGAAUAAUUGAAAGAAUCAGAAAUGAUAUGCUAUUUUUGCAAUGAGCCAUUAAACAUAAAAACAAUAAAUAAAAGUUGCAAGAAAAAUAAGGAUCAUUCGCCUGAGAAUUGUAAUAGUGAAUUCUAUUUUAGUUGUUGGAUAUACAGUUGAGAAACCAACAGAUCAAUAGAUAGGAACCAAGAGACAUUUUUAUGGGCACGCAGUUUUAAAAGCCAAAAUGCCAUAAUUAUAGGAGGAGUAAAAGAAAUUGCCUAGUGCAGUCAUAAUUGAGGGAAUUAUGUCGAAGAUAAAAGUUAGAAUGCAAGAUAAGUCGAUUAAACUAUUAGAAAUCUUUUAAGAACAUGAUAAUGAUAAGAAUGGUACUAGAUCUAAUAGUUAUUUUAGGAUUUGUAAAUGAGAUCAUUUUCAAUUAUAUUAUGUAAGAACAUUUACAAUUGAUUGAUGAAGAGAUUGAGAAUAUAGUGAUGUUUAUGGACUGCAAGAGUGAUAUUAAUUACAAUAUACUUUUUAAUAUGUUGAAGAGUUCAAACUUGAUUUAAAAAAUGGAGAGCGAUUUAGUCCAAAAAUAUAGGCCACCAAAGAGUAAAAAAAGAACUCCAUCCUAAAAUUGAUAUUUAAG
Paramecium octaurelia is the source of this 1416-nucleotide messenger RNA. NCBI's taxonomy places the organism in Eukaryota, Ciliophora, Oligohymenophorea, Peniculida, Parameciidae. The record is from the annotation of a GenBank genome assembly.